AUGAAUGCGACCGAUCCGGAAAUACUGGUGGCAAAUGGCCAACUCUACAAUUUGCACAAAGGACCCAAAUACACAUUGGAGCCAGUAGGCGCCGCUUAUAACAUUGUCCUUGAACUGAAUGCGUCCUAUGAAAACAGCUCACUAUAUAACAUCAGUGAUGAAACAAAAGAACCGUGGGGUGAAUACGUAACCCUCCUACAGGAUCGAGCAGUUCUAGUUAUUUUCCUCCUCCUGUUCUCCUUGACAACUGUAUUUGGCAACAUGCUAGUCAUAUUAGCCGUGAUACGAGAACGAUACUUGCAUACAUCAACGAACUACUUCGUGACAUCCCUGGCUGUAGCUGACUGUCUAGUAGGACUCGUCGUAAUGCCCUUUUCUGCCCUUUAUGAGGUCCUAGAACAUACGUGGUUCUUUGGCAUGGAUUGGUGUGAUGUAUGGCGUUCCCUGGACGUAUUAUUUAGUACAGCCUCGAUACUAAAUUUAUGCGUUAUAUCGUUGGACCGGUAUUGGGCUAUCACGGACCCUAUUACAUAUCCGAUGCGAAUGAGCGGACGGAAGGCGGCAUUUCUUAUAGCAGCAGUUUGGGUUUGUUCCGGAGCAAUAUCCUUUCCUGCGAUCGCAUGGUGGCGUGCCGUCCGCUUAGAGGAAGUUCCGGACUAUAAAUGCCCUUUUACGGAAAACUUAGAGUACAUAAUAUUCUCAUCGACUAUAUCCUUUUAUUUGCCACUUUUUGUGAUGGUGUUUACAUAUUACCGCAUCUAUCGUGCCGCGACAAUACAGACGCGUUCGUUGAAGAUCGGCACAAAGCAAGUGAUGCGUCCUAGUGGGGAGUUAGAAUUGACUUUACGGAUUCACAGGGGUGGUACUAUGAGACAGAGAAGUGAGGUGUGUCAUGGUGUAUGUACUCCUGAAGAGCCUGACCAGGAGCCUCUAACUGCGUUGCAGAACAAUGGUUUGUCACGGUCAUCGACCCGGCUUACCAAUGUGACGCAUAACAAACAUUUGCCCAAAAACUUUUCGCUUUCCCGUAAACUAGCAAAGUUUGCGAAGGAGAAGAAAGCUGCUAAGACGUUAGGUAUCGUUAUGGGAGUGUUUAUAGUGUGUUGGUUACCUUUUUUUGUGGUGAACUUGCUUUCGGGAAUUUGCUCUUCGUGCAUUGCACAUGAGGAGAUUGUGAAUGUUGUGGUCACGUGGUUAGGCUGGGUCAACUCUUCAAUGAACCCGGUAAUUUAUGCGUGUUGGAGCAGAGAUUUUAGAAGGUGA
This is a messenger RNA of Pieris macdunnoughi, 1263 nucleotides long. Lineage: Eukaryota; Metazoa; Arthropoda; Insecta; Lepidoptera; Pieridae. The record is from the annotation of a GenBank genome assembly.